AUGUGCUCGUACUGCUCCAAUAUUUAUUUAAUUCUUAAGCAAGUAAACGAUUUGAGUAGAGUAGAAAAUAGAUCAUUUGCUACAGUAGGUUUCAAUUUCAUGUGCUCGAUCGGCUUGACUAUUUCAAAGAUUAUUAUUCUAACAAUUAGUGCGGAAAAAAUUACAAGAAACAGCAAAGGAUUCAUAAAAAUUAUUUUGGACGUUCCCAAUGAAUUUUACAACACCAGCUUGAAGAGAUUGUUGACACAAAUCCAGUUCAAUCCCGCAACUUUAACCGGUGGAAACAUGUUCAAAAUCACCAAAUCCUCUCUAAUGCACAUUACAGCAUCAGUAAUAACGUAUGAUGUAGUGUUGAACGAAUUCAGCGAAUAA
Molecule: messenger RNA, 372 nt
Organism: Phyllotreta striolata
Lineage: Eukaryota; Metazoa; Arthropoda; Insecta; Coleoptera; Chrysomelidae
Source: the annotation of a GenBank genome assembly